Molecule: messenger RNA, 6938 nt
Organism: Alligator mississippiensis (American alligator)
Lineage: Eukaryota; Metazoa; Chordata; Crocodylia; Alligatoridae
Gene: SYNDIG1L
Product: synapse differentiation inducing 1 like
Exons: 5
Coding region: 3920-4642 (240 amino acids)
Cellular component (GO): intracellular membrane-bounded organelle; membrane
Source: RefSeq, a predicted model, not a curated record
ACCAACUUCUACUAGGUUAUCCAGUCCUUUUGCACAGAGCCACAUGAGGAAAGCUCGCGGUGCAUCUUGUGUGCAUUGCCUCUCUUUUAAAGUAUCCGUCUGGAUUGCAUUCAUAAAAGUUAUCCCAGACCCAGACUGCUUAAGCUAUUUUUGCCCCUACCACACACACACAUCUGCGGUGACUCUAUCAAAGAAACAUCCUGGAUCAGGGAAACUUUGAUUCAGGAUGUUAAUGUUGCCUUAUCAUUGUUAAACCAGGGGACACAGAGCUGCAGCUCUGCUGUUAAAUCCUAUCUGUAGGAAGUUUGGGCUAAUCCCCCACCCUGUCUGGGUAAUUACAACAUGUGCAUUUUAAUCCGGUGAUUGUACGUGGCCGGUAUGAAGGACACAGCAGCCGCCCUCAACUGACGGAAGCAGCUUGCAGGGAUUUUGAUGGGGCUGCUGUGGCAGACGAUUACAGUUUGGUAAUGUGACCAGUUUGAUUUCCAAUCCCUCCGUCCAUCCUUCUACCUCUGUUGCGCUUGCAUUUCAGCAGCUUAUCCUACUACAAAGCCAAGAUGGCUUUCAGGGAAUUAGCAAGACGCAUAUCGGGGUAGUUCAUCUGGCUCACGACCUUUUCUUUGCCCUUCUGCUGCAGUUUGGGGUAGGGGGUUUGCUGAGGGAGAGUGUGACAGCUAACUUUGUGGUCAUUCGUUUCCAAACCCCAACACUCUUUAAACUCUGCUAGUAUUAUAAAACCUUUGUGAGAGUUGUUCCAGAGGCCUCAUGGUAUGAGCAAAUGGGUUGCUGCAUAUAAGGAGGCUUUGUUCAUUUCUGGCCCUCUCUGUUUACCUUUAAUUAGCACACGCUGUCUGAACAGUUCAGCGAGGGUUUUGAUAACUGAGGCAAACAACAGGAGCAAGAGUGGGCACUCUGUCCCUGCCACGUGCCAGCUGACACUGUGCCCAUAGAUUCCAGCAGCUCCUGUGGAUGUGCAGAGGAUUUUUAUCUAGGAUUUCCACCCUGCUAAUGCAGUUGCCAUCAAAACUCAGUGCUCUUAGCUAUGCAAAGGGAGAGUCCCGCUGCCUCCUGCCUGGUUCAUUGUUGCUCCGCAUUUUGUUCUGCCCUGUGUCGGUUUGGGGCCAAAUCUCAAUGUAGAUUCCAAACUUCCCACCGAUUCUAGGAAGUUUGUAACGGGGCCUUUGCUUCAAGCCAAUCUUGAUUUCUGUUUUGCAGAGUCAUCUGCUGACGCUGCCUGGGGCUGGGUGGUGUGAGGCCACAGGGGGAUUGUUUUGUUAUUAGGGACAUCUCUGGGCUCUGUAUAUGAGAUUUUCUGGAAGGCAGCCCAUUGCUGAGGGUACAGGCCUGUGUCUGAAGUUAUGCCUUGUGAUUACUGUGCCCACCCCAGCACACACCCUUUCUGCCGCUGACAGAGGAUGUGCACAGUCAAGCACUUGUUGCAGCCUGUAAUGAGCUGACAGUCAGUCAGAGGUGGCUUCCUGUGAUAGAAACAGUCAGUUUAUGCUGCUAUGGACACGAAUGCCAGAUCUCAGAAAAUGAAGGAGCUCUGCUCCCAUCUUAUUCAUCAGUACAAUCCAAUCAUUCCCUCUGCUCCUGCAAAAUGAUAUACACUGCUGCCACAGAAAAAACAAAUCUUGUCUCCAUGAGGCUAAGUAGAUAAGACACUGCUCCUUUGCCUCUUUUUCUGGGCUGGAACUCCAGUGGCACCAGAGAAGUAGGUCAUCGGAGCUGCCUGUACCGGCAAAAUAACCUGCUGCCUGUCAGUGAGGCACCUGUGAGGCAGAAGUCCUGUGGAAUCAGAGCAGAACGGGACUUCCUCCUGUACUCACAGGGGAACACAUUCUGCACAGGGCACUGGGCCUCCAAGGGGGAGAUAAUCAGGGCUGUUUGGCUUUUCAGUGGCCUAGGAUUGCUGUAAGUCUCCAGGGAUGCAGUGUGGAUGGAGCCCCUUUGAACAGAGGAGAUGCCACAUGGGAUCAUUUGAGGACCAUCUAGUCCAGGACCUUGCCCCCAAUGGUGGCCAGCAGCAGUUUUUGUGAGGAAGCUGUAAGACUCCUGCUGCAGGUAGAUGAGGAAUAAUCUGCUCGCACAUCUGGUCCCACCUGAUCUCUGACAUUGGCUGGUGCUCUGUAUCAUGAGUUAUUUACCCUUUAUUAGCUGUGUGUGAGUGUUACUGGGUAAGCUGGAGCUAGUCAGGAUCUAACUGUUGGGGGCUGGCUGUACUGGUUCCAUAAGCUAUGGAAAAAAUGUAGGGGUAUGUCAGUAGUAGACCAAGGAUAUGGUGUGGGAGCAUUGUGAGGGGAGGAAGGGAAGACUUGAACCCCUGGGGGUGUGGGAGACCCUGGUAGACUGGAGGUGAUGUGGAACCAGUGUGAUUUGGAGCAGAGGCAUAGCAGGGCAGUGUCAGCUGCCACCAGCUGAUGGUGGCAGUUUGGUCAGCCAUCUCUGCAGCAGCGGCUACUUUUGUGUCCCCAACCCUCCCUCCCAUCCCAAAAGUGGCAACCAGGGCUGCUGCCCUGGUCUCCCUCCCCACUCAGUUAUGCUCCUGAUCUGGGGCACUGAAGCACUGCAGGAAUGAUGUAGCACAGCAUGACAGAAGCUUGAGCAGCUGGGGUCACAGCAGGGGCAGGGUUUGAGGGGGUGAGGGAGUGGGUUGUGGGAGGCUAAAGAGCCAGUCUGAAGCACUGGGAAAGAGCUGCUGGGGUUUUGGGAAGCAGCACGAGCUGCGGGCUGUACCAGGAGAGAGGGUGGCAUCAUAGAAAAAGCUGGACUGUAGGGACUUUCGUCUCAUCUCACCUUACACUGAUGUAAAUCAGGAUGGACACCACUGAGCAAGCUGGAAUUGCACCAGUGCACACCUGUGCACAUGAGAGCCAAAUCAGAGCUUGAUGCUGUUGAAAAUCUGCUGCUUAACAGAUAAAUCAGACACAAAGCAGGAUUUCAGUUUUUCCACCCCACAAAAAUAGCCAAAUGCAAGCUCUGGGGCUCUUGGGUGGCUUGAGCCAGCCCCUGCUCCCUGGAAUGGGGAACAUGCUGGGAGCCAGCACUGGGCCUGCUUGCCUUAUAUCACAAGCACAGCAAAACCCAGCUUGUCUUUCUGUAAAAAUCUUGCUGCCUAGAAUGUCUCUUUUUUGUUUUCCUCCCACUGGCUCCAUCCCCAGGGCGCUGUGGGAGAGGGAGAAGGAAGAGCAGGGCUCAGUGACAUUCCGAGAACAGAAAGGAUGAAACAGGCAGAGUUUCUGACUCAUUAUCCGAAUUAGCAGGAAAACCUUCCUGGGAAGCAGCCAUAAUACGGGGAUGAUUUCAAUGUGCGGCUCUCAUUAGGGAAUGUUUGCAGCUGAUCAGACCGUAGCUAGAGCAUGAGAGAGAGAAUGCCAGGGUCUCCUGACACAAAAGUGAAGUAAGGUUUUGCUGCAGCUAGAGGGCUGUGCUGCACAUCUCCAGUCCUGUUUCUGGCUGUGCUGCUGCACAUCCCCAGUGCGGUCUCUGGCUACGCGGAGGCACUAUUCCCUGCUACCAUACCUGGUGCUGUCACCGACUACCUGAGGCUUCUGAGCAAAGCAGCUCCAGAGUCCUUCGGAGGGGAAGAGCCUGGAACUCUUCCAAGGGAAGGACUGUUCCUAGCCAGAAUCAUGCCUGGCCCGUGUUUUCUCCUGUUACCUUCUCUCCAACUUAGCGGGUGAGGAAUUCUUCAUUGCUCAGGCCACUGCAGGUUUCAUACAAGCACCUGCUGUUCUCCACAUCCACUUUACUAAGCUGCUUGCUUAGCUUCUAAAAACUAAAUUUCCGUCUACUGAGUGCAGAAUCUGUCACCAACAGACAUCCCAUCUCCAAAAGAACGCUGAGCGGAGAUCGAUGGUGUGAGGUAAAUGAUAGGGGGUCACCCUCCUUUCAGCUCCUUCAAGCAAUUUUCAGCAGAAUGGAAAGUAUGAGUGAGCUUCAAAACCCACUGCUGGCCAACAGCAAUGGGCACCUUCAUGGCAGCUACUCUUACCACCAGCAUCACAACCAGGAUUACCCUAGUCACCGCUGCCAGGGAAAACUGUACUCCUACUUCUUUCAAAACACUGGCACCGCCAGGACUCACCAGCUGCUGGAUGCCAGUUCUCUGCAGCUGGCUGUAGAAGCAUUGUAUGGCCCCAACUUCAUCCUGGUGAAGGAUGAGGCUAACCUCAAAGCCAAGGACAAGGGGGAGAGCUGUGAGACAACCUUUGUGGAAAACAAAGAGGCACCCUCCGAGGCUCCAGACGGGCGAGAAGUACAAGGGCCAUGCCUGAUGGAGAGUGAUAUCAGAAUCCAAACCGUAUCCUAUGAGGUAGAGGAGGAGGAAUUCCAGGAAUAUGAGAGUGACUCCUCCAGUGACAGUGAGAGUGAGGACCAUUUCCUGAUGCUUCCCCCACGAGACCACCUUGGUUUGGCCAUUUUUUCAAUGCUCUGCUGCUUCUGGCCUCUGGGGAUUGCCGCCUUCUACUUCUCCCAAGGGACCAGUAAAGCUGUCUCCAAAGGGGAUUUCCACAUGGCAAGUUCAGCUUCCCGGAGGGCUCUCUUCCUUGCUGCACUCUCUAUAACCAUUGGCACGGGGGUAUAUAUUGGUGUGAUUGUAGCACUGGUUGCUUACCUAACCAAAAGUGGCCAUGUAUAGCACAGACCUUCUUGCCAAAGCUCUUGCACUCUGUGCCCAAUGGCCAACCAUACUGGGACUCAGACUUUCAUAUGGGGCAAUGGACAUGAUGCUUGCAAGGGCUAUUGAAUAGCUUCAUCAGUGGUGGGACCUCGCCUGAAAGUAGACUACAGACCGUUUCCCAUUCAGAUGACCAACAGACUCUACUCUCCUUUAAACCUGGUGAACGACAGCCCCCUAGCAAAGAAUUUGGUGUGGGCAGAAAGUCCUGGAUUCUGAGACUGAGAAGAUCAUAUUUCACUCUUGGAAGAAGGUGGAAGAGAUAUUACUGCUUCAGCUGCAGAGCCUGGUGCAGCCACUCCCAGUUUCCAAGACAAUCUGCCCAUGCUCUAGUCCUGCCGUGUAGAAUUCUUCCACCUAUGGUAUCACAACCCUUAUCUAUCUUUGGGGCACAUGGGAAAGAGCAGGAAUAAGCCUGUAGGGAUUUUAUUUGUUGCUCAUGCUUUUGGGAGAUAAGAGUCACAGUCUCUUUGCAGAAAAUGUUUGUCAGGAGCUUGCUCUUGUGCUAGGGAAAUCAUUCACUAUCUAGUGCCAAAGGUCAGCCACUGCCCCUUGAGCUGCAACAAAGCAGAGCCUUCACUACAGAGCAAGCUCUGGGCUUCCCCCUGUGUAGACUCAGCAGAAAGUUCUGGACUCAGGCUUUAUCCUUGUCACAUUCUGCUGAUCCAUGGCUCAGCCCAGACUUUGAACGUCACAGUGUUAAACAAGAUGAUGAAUAUUUGUUUGAUUGGUAAUUACGCACACCAUUUUACAUGCUGACCCUGGUUGAGUAGGCUCUUGAGAUUCUUCUAUAUUGUUGUUCUACAGCAACGAAGAGGGGCACACCAGUGCCCUGCCCUGUUAGAUUAUGUGAAGAGAGGAAGUUAGAGCCCCUGCUCCAAAAGCUUGCCAUCUAAACAGACAAGGGAGGGAAGGGAAGCAGGAGCAGAGAGAGCUGAGUGAUGGGCCCACAGCCACAUGGCAUGUCAGUGGCUGAGCUGGGAACAGGGCCCCAGUGCAGAAGGCUGUCCCCUAGAUCAGGCUGCUUCAUCUGCAACUUUGUUCCUGAGGGGGUAAAAAAACCCCAACAAAACAAAACACCAAGCAUUGCCAUUCUGGGGAAGCUACAGGGGAAAAUGGUUCCCUCUGUCCCAGUGCUUCUGCUUCACAGGAAGCUAGCAACCCAUCCCUCAGAACUAAGAGUACUAAUUAGGGUGUGAACAAAAAGCCAGUGUUACAUCUGUGUUGAGCAGAGCCUAUGAACAAGGACAAAGUCCAGAGCAAGGAAAAAAUAUAUAUUUUGAAUAUGGAAAGGGAACAACCAGUAACGAAGGCUCUCCCUCCCCCAACACUGAAGAACUGGGCACUUCUACACAAGACCCUAUGUCACCAUAGCAACGAGCUACGGUGAUGUAGCUUGUCGCUACAGCAAUGUAGCUUGUCGCUACAGCAACACAGCACAAACCACGCCACCAACGCUAACUGCGCAGCAGCAGGGCUGGACACAGACAUGGGUGAACCGGGCGGCUGCCCAGGCCCAAACAGAAAGGAAGCCCGAAAAUGGUAGUUUAAAAACUAUUAUUAUCAAAAUCUCUGGUGAAGGGGGCCUAAUACUAAAAGUUCACCCAGGGCCACCAGGAGUCUAGGUAUGGUGCUGUGCAGCAGCAACUAGCUUGUUGAUACUGCACAAUAGGGUUGGAACAACACAGGUGCAGUCAGGUGCAUGUGUAGACGCAUCCACUGAGUGUUAAGCAGACCCUCCAUUGAAGUGCCAGUGCCACUCAUCCCAGCUUACAUCCUAUCAUUGCUCAUUUGUAUAGUCAGUGGUGUGCCAGGUGCUUCAAAGACACAUGUGAAGGCCAGGUCCCUGCCCCAAAGAGUUCAAAAUAAAGGACUCUACCUCACCUUUCACCUUCAGCCCCACUCUCCACCUCAGACCACACACCUUCUGACCCCAUCACUUCCAUUCCUCUCCUUGACUCUUUUCUCCUUCACUCUCUCACUCUUGUUGUGCAGUGUGCUGUAGCCAGGCUCCCGACUCUCCCCUGGGGUUUCUGGGCACCUUGUAGCAUAUACUGUAAGAGCGGUGGCAUGUUCCUUGAUAUGUGUAUAGUUCAAAUGUACAUUUCAUACUGAAGAAGCAUGUCAGUAUCUGAGAUUUCUAUUGUACUUGAGCCAUAAAAGAAAGAAGCACAUACCAGACCUGUUCAGAAGCUUUCAGAAAGUUCCCAUUAUGUUUUAUAACAUGAAAGAGUGAAUAAAAGAAUGGGAAACAGGA